This is a messenger RNA of Ilyonectria robusta, 1506 nucleotides long. RefSeq names its product cytochrome P450. The transcript has 7 exons. Lineage: Eukaryota; Fungi; Ascomycota; Sordariomycetes; Hypocreales; Nectriaceae. The coding region runs from base 1 to 1506 and encodes 501 amino acids. The record is from RefSeq and is a predicted model, not a curated record. Gene Ontology annotation, molecular function: heme binding; oxidoreductase activity, acting on paired donors, with incorporation or reduction of molecular oxygen; iron ion binding.
AUGGUGCUCGAAACCUCCACCGGCAAGGUCAUCGCCUUGAUCAUCGCCCCGUUUCUUUUACGGUUACUCUUCUCAUACUUAAACUCUCCCUUGAGAUCUUUCCCCGGUCCCUUUUGGGCCCAAUUCACCGAUUUAUGGCGCGUUCUAGACUACUGGAGAUGCACGCAGAUCCAAACCCACCAGCAGCUUCACGAGCGGUUGGGGCCAGCUGUUCGAAUUGGACCAAACAUGAUCAGCUUGAGCGAUCCGAGCUUGCUUAAGACAGUGUAUUCGACUGGAGGAGAUUUCGUCAAGAUUGAAAAUGUCUUCAGCACUCGCAGCAAUGCCUUUCACAGUCGAUACAUGAAACCAUGCCAGAAAUACUUUGCAAUGAAUGCCAUCCUAGAAAAAGAACCCAUCGCAGACAAGAUGGUCAUUUUACUCUGCCAGCAGCUUGAGAACCGCUUUGUAGACGGAAAAAAUGCUGGCAAGACGGCUCCAUUGGCAGAUUGGAUUGAAUACUGCGCUUGGGAUCUGGAUUGGGAGCUGACUUUCAGCCAGGACAUGGGUUUUCUCAAGUCAGGAACGGAUGUCAAAAACAUCAUUCACACUGGAGAGAUGAUUAUGCGUUAUCUUGGCUGUAUUGGCCAAAUGCCAUUACUCGACAGACUCCUAGGGAAAAACCCGUACUGCCCUAUCAAAUUUGCCACGUUUGAAAACGCGGCUAUUUACAGCUUUCAGCGCGUGAUGGAACGAGUAGCUAGCCAGGAUGCAAAGUCGCGGCAGGACUUUCUGGGUAAUUUCCUCGAGGCUAAACAGCAAUACCCUGAUAUUGUCAGCGACAAUGACGUCGUCAGAUACCUGAUGAUGAAUGUACUUGCUGGUGCUGAUACGACUGCUAUUGUCAUGAAGGCAAUCGCCUACAAUGUUCUCACGCAUCCAUCCGUAUUCAAAACUCUCCGCGCCGAGUUAGAUGCAGCACACUUGAGCUUUCCACCAAGUUACGAGCAAACCAAAGAGCUACCCUACCUCAACACAGUCAUCAAAGAGGGUAUGCAAAUGCACCCCGUCAUCUGCGGAAUUCUUGAGCGUGUCGUUCCUGAUUGCGGCUUGACUCUCCCCGAUGGCCGUGUGAUAGCACCAGGGACGAAAGUUGGCAUCAACCCGUGGGUUUUGUCGCGAAACAAGGAUGUUUAUGGUACAGAUUCUGAUAAAUUCCGCCCUGAACGCUGGCUUUGCUCCGAAAACGAGGAUGAGGAUGCAUACUUGGCACGGCUAAAGAAGAUGAACGAUGCUGACUUGACGUUUGGUUCUGGCAAACGGGUAUGCGUGGGUAGGAACAUGGCGAACCUUGAAAUUCACAAGGUCAUCUCAACAUUAUUUGGUCGAUACGAUAUUCAGUUGGAUCAUGCCGUCAAAGAAUGGUCACCGCGUUGGUGGUGGUUCACGUUUAUCGACAAUAUUGAAGUCAAGAUCCAACACCGUCAAAAUGUGGCCUCGGUUGAAUUAAACGCGAAGGAUGCUUAG